CAGUGUGGGGGGAGGCGUUUUCAAAAAUCCCUCCAAAAUCUUUAUAUAGGAGGGAGAUCAGGGAGGGAUUUUAGAGCUUUGUAACAAUUUCGUUUCUAAUAACUUUUUUGGGAAGCGAUUUUACUUCGUACAGCGUGAGACAGUAAGUUAAUAAACGUCAUCGAUUUCUAUCGCACCCCCUUUUUUUCCUACAGCUGAUGGACCGGUCCAAUUAUUCCGAAGCAGAGGGCUUGUUUUGCGCGAGCCAACUUCGUUACUUUGGAUGUGUUCCGGUUGUCGUCCUUAGCAGUUAGCAUUUAGCUAUUAGCCAUCCAAUGUAAACAAGGUGUAAACCGAAUGGAAACAUUGCACACAAACGAUAUAAGCUUCGUGUUUGGUUUCGUCCUCACGUCAAACAAAACGACGAUGUAAUUCAGCUAAAUAAACUGCCCGAGAAUUUAGAAAUUGUAACUUUGCGUUUCUUAUAAAAAACAAAACAAACAAAACAAAACCCGAGCGGUUUCUUCUUCGUUGGUGUGAGUAAGGCUAAAGGAAAUUAAUAGGAGAAGUGGAUUCAUGCGAUUUUCUCCAUAUCUGCCUAGUUGUGUUCAUGAUUUAAACCUGCGAUCUUUUUAUUUUUAUCUCCACACCUCUUUCGUUUGCACUUGGACGACUCAACACUGUCUUUACAUCAUCCACAUAUCGUUAUUGUGUCUUUUUCUGUGGCUGCUUCUCAGUCUGGAAUCUGCAGAGCAGGUGUGAAACUGAGAUCCUGUUUUACAGCAGAAAUAUUAGGGAACACACACACACACACACACACACACACACACACACUCUCAGGGAAGUCAGAAAAGCGAUGAAAACCCUGAGCUGAGUUCCCCAGAGCCUUGUGGAUAUCUGCUCUAACUGAUAACUGCCUCUUUUGGACACGAUGCCCGGUCCAGUGGCUGGAAGCACAGCUCGGGUUUACGCCGAAGUGAACACACUGAAGAGCAGAGAAUACUGGGACUAUGAAGCUCAUGUACCAAACUGGAGCAAUCAGGAGGACUAUCAGCUAGUGCGAAAGUUGGGCCGGGGGAAGUACAGCGAGGUGUUCGAGGCCGUUAAUGUCAACAACAGCGAAAAAGUGGUGGUGAAGAUCCUGAAGCCCGUCAAGAAGAAAAAGAUCAAGCGAGAAAUCAAAAUCCUGGAGAACCUGAGAGGAGGAACAAACAUCAUCCGGCUCGUGGACACCGUAAAGGACCCUGUGUCUCGAACUCCUGCCCUCGUCUUUGAGUGCAUCAAUAACACUGAUUUCAAGGAGCUGUACCAGAAGUUAACAGAUUUUGAUAUCCGGUAUUACAUGUAUGAACUACUAAAGGCCUUGAACUACUGCCACAGUAUGGGCAUCAUGCACCGUGACGUCAAGCCCCACAACGUCAUGAUCGAUCAUCAACUGAGGAAGCUGAGGCUGAUAGAUUGGGGUCUGGCUGAGUUCUAUCACCCUGCGCAGGAGUACAAUGUCCGAGUGGCAUCUCGCUAUUUCAAGGGUCCUGAGCUGCUGGUGGAUUACCAGUUGUAUGACUACAGUCUGGACAUGUGGAGUCUGGGCUGCAUGCUGGCCAGUAUGAUCUUCAGGAAAGAGCCUUUCUUCCACGGCCAGGACAACUACGAUCAGUUGGUGCGGAUUGCUAAAGUCCUCGGAACCGACGAGCUAUUCGGCUACCUGCGCAAAUACCACAUUGAACUGGACCCACGCUUUAAGGACCUGCUUGGGCAGCAGACGAGGAAGUGCUGGGAGCAGUUUGUGCAGGCGGAGAAUCAGCACCUGGUGAGUCCAGAGGCUUUGGACCUGCUGGAUAAACUACUGCGCUACGACCACCAGCAGAGACUCACUGCCACCGAAGCCAUGGAGCACCCCUACUUCUACCCAGUGCUGAAGGAACAGUCUCUUACCAACGUGAAUAACACUGUAGGAUCAGAAGGAUCCAAUGCAGCUCGGUGAACAGAUUUUCAGAAAGCUGAAAAAAAAACUUGUUACCUCAGUUUACCCUUCGUGGCAGAAACCUCUCAAUGUGUGUACAGCUGAAGAUGGGCAAAAGCAGUAUUGACCAGUUUACACCUUUUUACACACACACACACACACACACACACACACACACACACACACACACACACACACACACAUACACACACACAAGCGCAACAUUGUCCCUCUCUGUAUCAGUGAAGGUCGAUCUGUCCCCUGUACCUCCAUAGGCGCUGAAGCCAUUUUAGUUGGGAGAUGAAGAUGCCUCCUGUUUUAUUGAUAGGUGAGGAGAGUUGUUGGAGGAAUAAGGCCAGUCUCUGCCCCCUCGUACCGUGACCCUGCCUUUGUUUACCUUGCCGUGAAGAGUGAAGCACAGAUACCCCGCCCUCACUGUUCUCCUCACCGGUCUGUCUGUGUGUUCAGUAUUCAGACCCCAGUGUGGUGUCUUAUGCACCACCACACCGAAGACGUGGCAUAUUGGACCUCAUUUCUCUCUGCUCUAGCUAGAAAAGUAUUAAUGACAAUAAAUGACUUUUAUUUAAA
Molecule: messenger RNA, 2530 nt
Organism: Tachysurus vachellii
Lineage: Eukaryota; Metazoa; Chordata; Actinopteri; Siluriformes; Bagridae
Gene: csnk2a2b
Product: casein kinase 2, alpha prime polypeptide b
Exons: 12
Coding region: 911-1963 (350 amino acids)
Biological process (GO): protein phosphorylation; regulation of chromosome separation
Cellular component (GO): protein kinase CK2 complex; cytosol; nucleus
Molecular function (GO): protein serine/threonine kinase activity; ATP binding
Source: RefSeq, a predicted model, not a curated record